UUAGCUUCAGUGACUGUUUUAGAAAUGGUGGCAACGUUUGUGUUUCUUCUCGUGUGUAUCCUUGUGACGUCACGGACUGGAUGUUCUCCAGCUCUGACCAAUGUCCAGAUGACAAUCAAGCAGAAUGAGGGUCUAGACUGGAGGGACUAUGGGGUCAUCACCCCAGUACAGAAUCAAGGAGCAAUGGGUGACCCCACGGACUUCGCUAUAGCAGAGGAGAUGUCCAGCCUACUGGCCAUCCAGACCAAGGCCAAGGCCAUCGUGUUGAGUGUGGACGAAGUGGCCGAGUGUUGCGAUGACCCCGACUCCCACCAGCCCAGGUACAAGGGGUUCGACUGUGUGCUACAGCUGGGUGGGCUGUGUACCGCAGGCUCCUACCAGAGGGGGACGGGCAGGUGUAACAACGCUACCUGUACACCUGUCGCACAGGUUACCAGUACUGGUUACAUCCCCUCUGGACGUGAAGAUCUAAUGAUGGUGGUCAUACACAGGCUGCCUCUGGUAGCUGUUAUUGAUGCCGGAGUUCAGACUUUUACUAUGUACACAGGGGGAAUCUACUCCGACCCCGCCUGUACUGCCAGAGUUCUAGACCACACUGUCCAGGUGGUCGGCUACGGGACGGAGGGUGGACAAGAUUACUGGAUCAUCAAGAACUCCUGGGGUGUGAACUGGGGAGAGCAGGGCUACAUGAGACUUGCACGAGGUCAAAAUAUGUGUGGCAUCGCGUCUUUGGUCUUCUACCCCAUCAACAAGUGAGUGGACCCCACUGACAUGUGGGCAAUGACGUCACUGACAUGUGGGCAAUGACGUCACUGACAUGUGGGCAAGGACGUCACUGACAUGUGGGCAAUGACGUCACUGACAUGUCAGCCAAACGUCACGGAGAGAGAUGUCAGAUCCGCUACAGUCAAGUAAAAUGUCACCAGUGUUUGUUUGACGGAAGUUAAUCAUAAAAUCGCAAUAUAAACU
Physella acuta is the source of this 969-nucleotide messenger RNA. Its product is annotated as procathepsin L-like. The record is from RefSeq and is a predicted model, not a curated record. Gene Ontology annotation, biological process: proteolysis. NCBI's taxonomy places the organism in Eukaryota, Metazoa, Mollusca, Gastropoda, Physidae. Gene Ontology annotation, molecular function: cysteine-type peptidase activity.